CUCUGUCUGCACUGAAUUACACUAACAAACUCUCUGCGGGAUUACUGAACUCCAUUGCCUUCCAGAAUGAUCUCGACUGUCUCCGUACUCUGAGUUCCGCUCUCUGGUCACCCAUCCCUUCACUUCUUACAGGGGAUUAUACUGAAGAUUCAGGGGGGUUGAAGGAUUAGCCAAGGCAGAUUAAAGUGGCUAUCCUCAACCUGGUAAUCCAGCCAUCUGUCAGAGAGCAGACAGGCAGCACCGGGCUACAGGGUGUGAUUUUUAUUAUUAUAUUAUUUUUUUCCUCUCUCCCUUAGCUUGCUAAUUAACACACCCAAGGAUCAUCUCUCACAAGGCUACAGGACAUUAGGACUGAUUCAAUAAAUAAAAAAACACUCCUCGGAAAACAAGCAGAAAAUGGAAGAGACGUAUCUGCUAAACCAUCCUGGAGUAAAAAAGAAGAUUUUGCAUGGAGGUCAAGGACCAAUGCCGCAUUUUCCCAAUGGAACGAAGCUGGUGUUCCACUUCCAGACUCUGUUGGACAACUUUGAAAGAACAGUGAUUGACGACAGUCGCAAAAAUAAGCGUCCCACAGAGAUUUUUGUGGGAAAGAUGUUCAAGAUGGAGGUGUGGGAGGUGCUGUUAACCUCCAUGAGGAUCGGAGAGGUGGCAGAGUUUUGGUGUGAUGCCGAUCACACAGGGCUUUAUCCCAUUGUGGCGAAAGGUAUGCGACUGGCUGCUCAGGGAAAGGACCCUCUGGAGGGCCAAAAGCACAUGUGUGGCAUGGGAAAUGUGUUUACCUACCAUUCGACAGGCUUCCCGGAGCUCGAUGAGCUAAUGAGGACACCUCAGCCUCUAAUCUUCAUCAUGGAGCUAAUCUCGGUGGGCGACCCAUUCUCUUACCAGCGGGAGUCGUGGAUGAUGGAGAAGGAUGAGAAGCUAAAGGUUGUGCCCUCUUUGCAUUAUUUGGGCAACGCCCUGGUCAAACAAGGUCGCUUUCGUGAAGCUGCAGAGAAGUACCAGGAGGCCGUGGUUCUGCUGCGUACAGUCCAAUCCAGGGAAAUGCCAGGAGAUGAAGACUACAUUAAUCUGGGCAGGCUUAUUAUUCCGUUAGUACUGAACUACUGCCAGUGCAUGUUAGAGCUGGAGGAAUAUUACGAGGUCAUCGAACAUGCAACAGAGCUCCUGGAUAAGCAUAAAGAUUGUGUCAAAGCCUACUACAAGCGAGCAAAGGCCUAUGCGGCUGUGUGGAGUGAACGGGAGGCCAGGAGAGACUUCCAGAUGGUGGCCAACUUGGACAUCACCCUGUCUAGAUUGGUGCACAGAGAACUAAAUCUUCUCUCUGAGAGAAUGAAGGAAAAAUACAGUGAGGAUAAAGAAAGAUACUGGAACAUCCUGGAGGGCAAGGGAGAGAAAGAAAGGGAUUCAGAGGAGGACAUCUCUGCAAUGAAUACAAAAGAAGAAAGCAAUGGGGAACAUUCUCUCUCUUCUGAAGAGGUCAAGGAUGCCGAGCAGGGAAAGGAUUCAUCUGUGGCUGAGGAAAAUAAGCAUGACACCAAAAGUGAAGAGUCUGCAGUAGAGGCCAAUCACAGGAUAACAGCUCUGACCGAAGGCAAGGACUGGCAGCAGAUGCUACGGCUAAUUAUGCUGCUCCAGGAUGAAGGCAAUUUCAAUGUGAAAGAGCACCAAUACGCUGAGGCGGCUGCCAAGUUCAAGGAUGCACUGGAGUAUGUAGAUCAUCUCCAAACUAAGGUGGAACAUAAAGGAGAAGACUGGGAAUCUCUGGAGAAAGUCCGUCUGCCACUCUGUCUAAACCUCAGUCAGUGUAAGCUGGAGCUUGGGGAAUAUGAAGAAGUGGUGGAGCUCAACUCUAAACUGCUGAAGAAACAUAAAGACAAUCUGAAAGCUGUGUACCAGAGGGCCCGAGCUCACUCGGCAUUAUGCAACGAAAACGAGGCCCGCAAGGAUUUUAAUAGGGUCAUGCAACUUGAUCCCAAAUUCGCACCUAUCGCCAAGCAGGAGAUCGUGAAACUGGCGGACAAAGUCAGAGCGAAAAGCGUCACCGAAAAUAAAAACUACUGGAGCAGCUCUCGGGAGAAGUGGGAAAAGAAGUCGCAGGGCAAAAGGGGGAAGAAGAUGAAGAAAGGAGUCACAUGGGCGGAUGAGAAUAAGACGUCUGAAAGAAACGAGGAAGGACAGAUGGGAAGAUCGUGUGAAUCAGAGGACAAAGCAGGUAAUAAAGAUGAAGGACAGGAUGAAGAGGGGAACUGCCAGAACAGACAGGAAGAGAGCUCUCCGACCCUGAAAGAAGAAAAGGAAAAGGCUGAUAAUACGGCUGUAGAUAAAGACGGGGAUUUGGUGUUGGGAGAUACACAGAGAUCAGAGACCGAUAGUGAGGGCACAGAAACUCUGCUGACCGCUGACAUUACAAAGAAGGAAAAUGACGGCCAAGAGGAGACCUCAGAUGAAAAACAAGAAUCUCUUGCAAAGCCGGACAAAGAAGCAACAACUGAAGAAAGACUUAUGGACACGGCUGGUGGUGAUGAUGAUGAAACCGAAGAGAGCAACACAGCUGCUGAAUUUAAGAUGGAGAAGAAUGGAGCUGAGAAAACAGCGAAGCCUGAGAAGUACAACAAAAGUCUUAAAAGCAAACAGACAAAGGAAAUGGAUGGAUAGAGAUCAAUAUUAGAUCCAGGGUUCCCAGUCCAAGACAAAUUCUCAGAGUUUUCUCUGAAUAAAAAGCUGAAUAUUUAUGACCUAUCCACCAUUUUUCAGGUAGGAGCGGGGUGGACAUUGUAAUGUAAAGGUUCCAGUCUCACUCAAUUCCAUUCAUUUUUAGGCAUAUAAAACAACUUGUAAAAAAACUUGUU
Molecule: messenger RNA, 2849 nt
Organism: Danio rerio (zebrafish)
Lineage: Eukaryota; Metazoa; Chordata; Actinopteri; Cypriniformes; Danionidae
Source: RefSeq, a predicted model, not a curated record